AUGUCUUUUGUCAUGCCGGUGCCAUCCUCCGCGAGUGAGGGCUCUGCGGCUGCUGGCGACUGGGGAUUUUCGGGACCCGUGAAAGGGUUUCCUUCGGCUCAGACAGCUCCGCUGUCGACUCUCGACGUCGCAGCACCAGCGGAACAGAGUCCCGCCCAGGGGGAGCAGUGGGAAGCGCUGUACGCGUCAGUGCAGGACGCGGUGCUCAUGUAUAACGCGCAGUUCGUCUCCGCGCUGGCGGAUGGUUUCCCGCCCGCUGCUGACGUCAUAGCGUCCCUGGACGAGGCCCUGCAGGACCUGGCGAAAGACGUCUACGUGGCAAUGGAUAAGAUGGAAGAGGGAGUAAGCCAACGAGCCUCGCUGUUUCCUAUCCGCGUCUUUGCAAUGUGUGCGUCUCUGGAAGUCUCUCGCUGCCGUAGGCUGUUCCCGAAGCUGCAGGAGGAGGAGGAAGAGGAGGAGGGGCAGCAGCAGCAGAAAAGUGACCACUAUGUAGCAGGGGAAGUGUCAGGUGAAGGGGUUUCUAAGGAUGCUCCAGGGGUUUCAACAGAAGUUUCAGGAGAACUAAAAGGUUGGUCUUUCCUUGCCGCUGCUGGCAAUCUCAGGGACCAGCCAGUAUCCGCAGCGCUUCCGCCGUUGGAUGAGGACGAUCUGACGGUUCUGGAGCAGCUGUUGGAGGAGGCGGGGGACGAGAUUCAGGGCCUGUUCCUAAACUGCAAGGGGUCACUGUACGGUCUUGGUGUCACACAUGCUCGUUCCCUCGCCCGUUUUUCUAUCCUGGGGAAGGCACUGAAAGCAGCAAUAGAGGGAGCAACGGAAGCGAGUUUCACUGUGUUAAGGGAUGGACGGGAGGAAGUGAGGUAUUUGGAGAGGAGAGAGGCGGGGGAGAAGGAGGGUGGGGAGAGGAAAGAGGAGGGAGAAGGAAGAGGAGUGGGAGCGAGUGGGAGGGGAUCUGGAUUUGAGUUUGAUACUUCAAAGGUCUCAAGCGGAUGCAGUCAAUCAAACGAGGGAGAGAAGGAGAGGCGGAUAUCGGGGGGAGAGGAGGAAGAAGAAGAGGAAGACGACGAGGAUGAUGACGACAACUCUGACACUAACGAGAGUGACAAUAUCGAGGAUGACUGUAUUAUAUGGGAUGACGGGCUUCAGGAUAUCAGGGCACUGUUCGCCCCUAAGCAGUCCGUUACGACCCCCUCUGGAAAAUCUCCCUCUGCUUCUUCCACCUCCUCUACCCCCUCAGCAGCAGCACUUACACCCCAAGGGAGACCUGAAGCCACUAGCCCUGUCUUCUCUAACCAGAACCAGCAGAAGCAGCAACACCUGCGAACGCAGUCGGAGGUGAUUCUUGACUCGACUCAGAAGUCACCUAGAGCCGCUAACUCGAUUUUCUCUGACCGGCAACAGCAGAACCACCAGCGGGCCUUCUCAGUCGCUGUAACGCCUAACUUAUCCUCUGACUCGAGUAACCUGACAGCUGACAGCAAGACAUGUGCACCAGGGGCACCCACAGAAGCAGCAGCAUCCAUACCAGGAACUCCGAAAGGGCCGCGGCUGGGAGCAAGGAUUCUAUUGGAGCGAAUCCGAGACUAUCAAUGGCUGGCGGAAUGGCUAGGGAUUGACCCUGAUGAGCUGCUAAUCCACAAAGUCCUCUCCGUUGUGCCUGUAGGCAUGCUCCUUACUGACCUGGGCGUGCCACGCUCGUUAGAGUCCGGUUUGUUAGAGUCACAGCGCCCGCUGCUGCUGCGGGUGGUGCUGCCGGGGUUCCGGGAGGAGGUGAAGAGACGGCUGUUGGGAGCCGGGCUGGCGUGGACCGAAGGGAUGCUGGUCAAGACGGUGGUGUUUGAACCGAAGAGGAAUGCCGCUGUGUUCACUACAGGAGGUGGCAGUGCUGCUGCUAGCGGUGGUGCUUCUGGUUCUGCUGCUGAUGCUGCCGGUGCUGGUGGUGGUGGUGGGGAAGCGGGUGCAGCGACUGGUGCUGCUGCAGCUGCAGCAGCAGCAGGAGGGAAAGGAUUGGCCAAGAAACCCAGCCACAACCGAACCAAAAGCGCCGAAGACAUGCAAGAACUAUCCCCGUUUGUGUCACAUGCGGUACAAGAAUCGCUCACAGCAGGCGGCGGGCUUGCAAAACAGAUUCCCCUGGAGGACAUUCUGGCAGCGACAGACUCGUGGAGCCCGGAGAGGAAGCUAGGGGAAGGCGCGUAUGGCACGGUGUUCAAGGGGGUUGUUGGGCGCGGUGGGGAAGGUGGAGAUGGCGAGCUAUGGGCUGUGAAGCGGGCAGGCAAUGUGUCGGGGUCUCAUCUGGAGGAAUUUGAGAAGGAGGUGAGUUGGAUUCGGCUGGGCCGGGCUGGGCUGGGCUGGGUUGGGCUGGAUUGGGCUGGGUGUAGCUUCAUAAGGCUAAGCCAGAUUCCCCUGGAGGACAUUCUAGCAGCAACAGACUCGUGGAGCCCUGAGAGGAAGCUAGGGGAGGGCGCGUAUGGCACGGUGUUCAAGGGGGUUGUUGGGCGCGGUGGGGAAGGUGGAGAUGGCGAGAUAUGGGCAGUGAAGCGGGCGGGCAAUGUGUCGGGGUCUCAUCUGGAGGAAUUUGAGAAGGAGCUCGGGGAGGGCGCGUACGGCACGGUGUUCAAGGGGGUUGUUGGGCGCGGUGGGGAGGGUGGAGAUGGCGAGAUAUGGGCUGUGAAACGGGCUGGGAACGAGUCGGAGUCACAUCUGGAGGAGUUUGAGAAGGAGGACAUUCUGGCAGCGUCAGACUCGUGGAGCCCGGAGAGGAAGCUAGGGGAGGGCGCGAACGGCACGGUGUUUAAAGGGGUUGUUGGGCGCGGUGGGGAGGGUGGCAAUGGCGAGAUAUGGGCAGUGAAGCGGGCAGGCAAUGUGUCAGGGUCUCAUUUGGAAGAGUUCGAGAAGGAGAUUCCUCUAAAGGACAUCCUAGCAGCAACAGACUCGUGGAGCCCUGAGAGGAAGCUAGGGGAGGGUGCGUAUGGCACGGUCUUCAAGGGGAUUGUUGGGCGCGGUGGUGGGAGUGAAGGUGGCGAGAUAUGGGCUGUGAAGCGGGCAGGGAAUGUGUCGGGGUCUUUUCUGGAGGAAUUUGAGAAGGAGGUGUCAUUCAUGAGUCGCAUGGCCCACCAGCACCUCGUGCGCCUCACAGGAAGUACCAGUCCGGUGUCAUUCAUGAGUCGCAUGGCCCACCAGCAUCUCGUGCGACUCAUAGGCUUCUGGGCGGAUUGUGACGAGCGAAUUCUCAUCUACGAGUUUAUGCACAAUGGCACGCUCGCCUCCCGUAUCCACCGUGCCGUGGUGCCUGCAUCCCCUACUGGAGAAGCACCGAAGAAGGCGCCCCCUCCCCCUCUCACUUUCGACGAGCGUGUCGCCAUCUCGGUAGGGGCAGCCGAGGGCCUGCACUACCUGCACGAUUUUGCCCGCCCGCCCGUGAUCCAUCGCGAUAUCAAAUCGGAGAAUAUCCUGCUGGCAGCGGAUCUGCAGGCCAAGGCCAUUCCUCUGAUCACAGCAGGCAAGCUCAAAUCCGUAGUUGACCCGGCCCUGGAAAACAACUACCCACCAGGAGGGAUGAAAGCAUUCGCCAAUGUGGCGGUCAUGUGCGUCCAAAAAAGCGCCGCCCAGCGGCCGACCAUGGCUGAGGUGGCGACACGCCUGUCUGCCAUCCAACACAAGGUGCAAGACCUGCACAUUCAGGGGGAAGAGCCCAAGUAUAACUUCCAACCCACUAUCGGAACUGGUGCUCCGCCUGGUGCUGCUGCUGCUGCUGCUGCCGCGCCCAUUCCAAGAGCACAGUCGGCCCCUCGGCCCAAAUCGCCAGCUCCAAAGGUGCCGCAGAAAAAGGCUGGGGAGAAGAGCGGGAGUGGGGCGGGAGCAAAGGCAAAAGCGAAGGAUGCAGGCGUUGGGGAGGGGAAAGAGACGAAGGGGAAGAAGGCGGGAGGGAAGGGGGUUACGCGGGCCAAGACUGAAGGCCGCCUGAUCACCAUGACUGUGGAGACUGAAGUUAUUUCUCAAGCAGCAUCCCCUUCCUCCAACUACACAGCCACCAUGACCAGGGAUACGCCGUUCUACUAUGUCUGGCCUGCGACGGAGCCUCUCGUGCAGACUUUCGAGUGGAAGGUCGAUGAGACGCCGGUGUCGAACCUUCCGUUGAUGCUCUGCACAUGUAUAGGCUAUGUCGCGUUCAUUCUAGGGCUGAAAUGGUACCGGACAAAGAACAAGAUGGCACCAGUGAAUCUGGGCUUCCUCCCUGCCAUUCACAACCUGAUCCUGUGCCUCUGGUCCCUGGCGAUGUUCCUGGGAACGAUCCACGCAAUGCUCUUGGAUUCCGAGAUCAACAAGUAUGACACCGGCAUGGGCAAGUAUACGUGGCUUCUCUGUUUCCCGUCAACCGUCAAGCCAGUCGGUUAUCUGUGGUUCUGGAGUUACAUCUACUACCUCAGCAAGUACUACGAGCUCCUGGAUACUGUCAUCCUGGUGCUGAAGAACAAGCCGCUGUCGUUUCUCCACGUGUACCACCAUGCAACCAUCGUCUUCCUCUGCUGGCUGUGGCUAACAAACACGCAGUCUCUCCAGGUCAUCGCCAUCACCAUCAACACAGGGAUCCACGUGAUGAUGUACUUCUACUACUUCAUGCACAGCUUCCCCCCCGCUUAUUCUUUCCAUUCUUCCUCUCUUCCACUAUCUUUCCCUUUUCCCGUCUUUCUCUUGGCCCUCUUUCUCUUCCCUCCCCUCGUUCAUUUCCCCCUUCGCCCUCUUUUCCCCACGUUCUCCUCUCCCCACGUUCUCUUCUCCCGUUCUCUUAUCCCCUCGUUCUCUUCUCCCGUUCUCUUAUCCCCUCGUUCUCUUCUCCCCGUUCUCUUCUCCCCUCGUUUUCUUCUCCCAUCGUUCUUCUCUCCUCGUUCUCAUCUCCUCUCUUUCUCUUCCCCCCUCGUUCUCUUCCCCCUCGCUCUCUUCCCCGUUCUCUUCCCCCUCUCGCUCUCUUCCCCGUUCUCUUCCCCCUCGUUCUCUGUAUCUUUCGUUCUCCUCCCCCCUUCUUCUUCCCCUUUUCUCAUUCCUCCUCUUCUCAUUCCGCCUCUUCUCAUUCCCUCUCCACUCUUUAACCAUCUUCUCUUUCAUCCACUUACCUUCCAUAUUCUUUCUCCUUUCUUCCCCAUCCCAAAACCCUUCCCAUCCUGCUCAUCUUCCUAUCGCUUUCUCACCAUCUAUCUUGCUCUUCUUAAACCCCUCCCCGCUUCCCUUUUCUCACCACUCCCCGCCCUCGAUCUCCACCUCGUCUUCUCUUGUACCCCUGCCUGA
Molecule: messenger RNA, 5283 nt
Organism: Closterium sp. Naga37s-1
Lineage: Eukaryota; Viridiplantae; Streptophyta; Zygnematophyceae; Desmidiales; Closteriaceae
Source: the annotation of a GenBank genome assembly